Molecule: messenger RNA, 6649 nt
Organism: Spodoptera littoralis (African cotton leafworm)
Lineage: Eukaryota; Metazoa; Arthropoda; Insecta; Lepidoptera; Noctuidae
Source: the annotation of a GenBank genome assembly
GUACAGACGCGGCUGAGGGCUGACGCAGAUGUUGCGCGCGCGCCAAAACUGGAGAGAGGAGCGCGCGCGGCCAGCGGGCGAGGCGGCCACCAUCCCGCGCGCCCUCUAGACCUACACACACCCCUAGGCAUUGCACUAUAUACGGUCGGUCAUGAAAAAUCUUGCCCAUUUGCUGGCUGUCCCUAUCAGCGAUCGAGUGGUAACUUUCAUCUCUCUAGUAGCCGCAGUCACACUGCUCUCGCGGACGACAGAAGGGCGGUCCGCCCGUAGGUGGUCGGCGGGAGAACGCGGGCGUGGAGCGUGUAGCCGCACGCGUUUCCCGCACCACACACACCCGCCCAUUCACUGUUAGCAGUAGGCAGUUCACUCGGGGGGAGUUCGAUAGACAAUGUCCGAGGACUUGGACUCGAUCAGCGAGGAAGAACGAAGCUUGUUCCGACCCUUCACAAGAGAGUCACUGGCCGCUAUCGAAGCCCGCAUAGCUGAGGAGCAUGCUAAACAAAAGGAACUCGAGAAAAAACGAGCGGAAGGCGAGAACGAUUUGGGGCGGACGAAAAAGAAAAAAGAAGUGCGUUACGAUGACGAGGACGAGGACGAAGGUCCUCAGCCGGACGCGACCCUGGAGCAGGGCCUGCCGCUGCCGGUGCGAAUGCAGGGCUCCUUUCCGGCGGAGGUGUCCUCCAUACCCCUCGAGGACAUCGACCCCUUCUAUCACAACCAAAGAACAUUCGUAGUUAUAAGCAAGGGUAAAGAUAUCUUCAGGUUUUCGGCAACCAACGCCCUGUGGAUAUUGGACCCUUUCAACCCAAUAAGAAGAGUUGCGAUAUACAUUCUAGUACAUCCUUUGUUCUCGUUGUUUAUCAUUACGACAAUUUUAGUGAACUGUAUUCUUAUGAUAAUGCCUACGACCCCGACAGUCGAAAGUACAGAAGUUAUCUUUACCGGGAUCUACACGUUUGAAUCAGCGGUGAAAGUAAUGGCACGGGGUUUCAUACUUCAGCCAUUCACAUACCUUAGAGAUGCAUGGAAUUGGCUUGACUUCGUAGUUAUAGCUUUAGCUUAUGUGACGAUGGGCAUAGAUCUCGGCAACUUGGCCGCUCUCAGAACGUUCAGGGUACUCCGAGCGCUGAAGACUGUGGCCAUCAUUCCGGGUUUGAAGACUAUCGUGGGCGCUGUCAUAGAGUCAGUGAAGAAUCUGAGAGAUGUGAUAAUUCUGACGAUGUUUUCACUAUCUGUGUUCGCGCUCAUGGGCCUACAGAUUUACAUGGGAGUGUUAACGCAAAAAUGUAUAAAAGUGUUCCCAGAAGACGGCUCCUGGGGGAACCUCACCGAUGAGAACUGGGAGAGGUUUUGCCAGAAUGAGACCAAUUGGUAUGGGGAUGGAGGGGAAUAUCCACUUUGUGGAAAUUCAUCAGGAGCUGGUCAAUGUGAACCCGGAUAUGUCUGUCUGCAAGGCUACGGUCCGAACCCCAACUACGGAUACACGAGCUUCGACACCUUCGGGUGGGCGUUCCUCUCAGCCUUCAGACUUAUGACACAGGAUUAUUGGGAGAACCUCUAUCAGUUGGUAUUGCGGUCAGCGGGAUCAUGGCACGUGCUGUUCUUCGUAGUGAUCAUCUUCUUGGGCUCCUUCUAUCUCGUCAACUUGAUCUUGGCCAUCGUCGCCAUGUCAUACGACGAAUUGCAGAAGAAAGCUGAAGAAGAGGAACAGGCCGAAGAGGAAGCUCUAAGGGAAGCAGAGCAAAAAGCGGCAGCGCGAGCGGACAAGGCGGAAGCACGCGAGGCGCAUGCGCGGGAGGCGGCGGCGGCGGCGCAGGCGGCGGCUUACGCUGAGGCGCACCCUGCCAAGUCCCCCAGCGACUUCUCGUGUCAGAGCUACGAGCUGUUCGUGAACCAGGAGCGCGGCAACCAGGACGACAAUACGCGCGAGCGCAUGUCCCUCCGUAGCGACCCCUUCCAGGACUCGGUGAGCACUCAGCCCACGCACAAGCCCACCGCCACCGACCCGCACCACGACGCACGCCGCCCCAGGAAGGUCAGCAUGGUCCCCCACCCUGAACGCAUAAAUAAAAUCAGCCAGUUACCAUAUGGGCCACUGCGCGAGGGCUCACAGGCUUCGUUAUCACUGCCUGGCUCGCCGUUCAAUUUGCGUCGAGGGUCUCGGGGCUCGCACCAGAUGGCGCUGCGGCCGAACGGUCGGUCGCGGUAUCCACCGGGUGCGGACCGCAAGCCGCUGGUGCUGUCUACGUACCUGGACGCUCAGGAACACCUGCCUUACGCUGACGACUCCAACGCCGUCACCCCCAUGUCUGAAGAGAACGGUGCUAUCAUUAUACCAGUUUACUACGCUAAUUUAGGAUCUCGUCACUCAUCAUAUACGUCGCAUCAGUCGCGGUUGUCGUACACGUCGCAUGGUGACCUGCUGGGCGGUGGUAAGGCGCAGACCAAGGAGGCACGCCUUAGAAACCGCUCAGCGUCGAGAAACCACAGCGUGACGUCACAACCACACGCCUACCCACUGCCCGGCCAGGACUUUUCGUUAGCGUCCAGGCCACUUAGAGAAUAUGAAAUGAGCACGACUGAAUGUACAGACGAAGCUGGGAAAGUAUUGAAACCAUCGACAGACAAUCCCUUCAUUGAAUCUUCGCAACAACCAAACGUAGUGGACAUGAGAGAUGUAAUGGUAUUGAAUGAAAUCAUCGAGCAAGCCGGCCGCCAGAGUCGAGCAAGCGAUCAGAACGUGUCAGUGUACUACUUCCCAACAGCGGAAGACGAUGAGGAUGGGCCCACGUUCAAAGAGAAGCUCUUGGAGUGCGUGAUGAAGGCGAUAGACUUCUUCUGUGUGUGGGACUGCUGUUGGUUGUGGCUGGAGUUUCAGAAGUACGUGGCUCUGUUGGUGUUCGAUCCGUUCGUGGAGUUGUUCAUCACCCUUUGUAUCGUAGUCAACACGCUGUUCAUGGCGCUCGACCACCACGACAUGGACAAAGACAUGGAGAAGGCGCUCAAAAGUGGCAACUAUUUUUUCACUGCUACAUUCGGAAUAGAAGCCAUGUUGAAAUUAGUAGCUAUGAGCCCAAAGUUCUACUUCCAAGAAGGAUGGAACAUAUUUGACUUUAUUAUUGUGGCCUUAUCACUGUUGGAGUUGGGAUUGGAAGGUGUUCAGGGUUUGUCAGUGUUGCGUUCCUUUCGUUUGCUUCGAGUAUUCAAAUUGGCAAAGUCAUGGCCGACACUUAAUUUACUCAUCUCCAUAAUGGGUAGGACAAUGGGUGCCUUGGGCAACCUGACCUUCGUAUUGUGCAUCAUUAUUUUCAUAUUUGCGGUGAUGGGUAUGCAACUAUUCGGGAAAAAUUACGUGGAUUACGUAGACCGUUUCCCGGACGGUGACCUCCCGCGAUGGAAUUUCACGGAUUUCAUGCACAGUUUCAUGAUUGUAUUCCGAGUGCUCUGCGGAGAAUGGAUUGAGAGUAUGUGGGACUGUAUGUUGGUCGGAGACGUAUCUUGUAUACCAUUCUUCCUGGCUACAGUCGUCAUUGGCAAUCUUGUGGUACUCAACCUCUUCUUGGCCCUGUUACUGUCCAAUUUCGGUUCAUCGAGUUUAUCAACACCAACCGCUGAUCAGGAUACCAAUAAAAUAGCGGAGGCCUUCAACAGAAUAUCGAGGUUCAUUGAUUGGGUGAAACGUAACGUAGCCGACGUAAUGAAGCUACUGAAGAACAAAUUGACCAAUCAGAUUGCGAUCCACGCUCCCGGCUUAAAGGCGGCUUUGUGUGGCCGCUGUGUCUCUUCAGAGCGAGUCGACAACGAACUGGAACUCGGCACAGACCUGGACGACGCCGUAUUGUACAAAGACAAGAAACUAAAAGACCAAGUAGAAGUAGCUAUAGGUGAUGGUAUGGAAUUCACUAUACCAGGUGACAAUAAAUACAAAAAAGGAAAAAUUUUGUUAAAUAAUAUAAAUGCGAUAACAGAUAAUCAUAGAGACAACCGAUUAGAUUGUGAAUUAAAUCAUCAUGGGUACCCUAUACAGGACGAUGACACAAUAAGUCAAAAGUCGUACGGCAGUCACAAAAUCAGAUCAUUCAAGGAUGAAAGUCAUAAAGGUUCAGCCGACACGAUAGAUGGCGAAGAGAAGAAAGAUGCCAGUAAAGAAGAAUUAGGAUUAGAAGAAGAAAUGGUUGAAGAAGAAGAAGAUGGGAAGUUAGAUGGAGGUCUGGGCAAAACAGACAUCAUAGUAGCAGCAGACGAAGAAGUCGUUGACGACAGUCCCGCUGACUGCUGCCCAGAGCCGUGCUACGCGAAGUUUCCAUUCCUCGCUGGCGACGACGAGUCUCCCUUCUGGCAAGGCUGGGGCAUGCUACGGUUGAAGACUUUCAAACUCAUUGAGAACACGUACUUUGAAACGGCUGUGAUUACAAUGAUUUUGCUCAGUAGUUUGGCUUUGGCUUUAGAAGACGUAAACUUACCACAUCGACCCAUCCUUCAGGACAUCUUGUAUUAUAUGGAUCGUAUCUUCACCGUCAUUUUCUUCAUUGAGAUGUUGAUCAAAUGGCUUGCCCUUGGCUUCCAAAAAUAUUUCACAAACGCGUGGUGCUGGCUCGACUUCAUCAUUGUCAUGGUCUCGCUUAUAAACUUCGUAGCGGCGCUUUGUGGCGCCGGCGGCAUUCAGGCGUUCAAAACGAUGAGAACGCUGCGCGCACUGCGCCCGCUCAGAGCCAUGAGCCGCAUGCAGGGCAUGAGGGUGGUGGUAAACGCGCUGGUACAGGCGAUCCCGUCCAUCUUCAACGUGUUGCUGGUCUGUCUUAUCUUCUGGCUUAUCUUUGCCAUCAUGGGUGUACAGCUUUUCGCUGGAAAGUAUUUCAAGUGCGUCGAUCUAAACCACACAACGCUAAGCCACGAGAUCAUCCCGGACCGGAACGCGUGCAUCUUGGAGAACUACACAUGGGAAAACUCGCCAAUGAAUUUCGACCACGUGGGCAAGGCGUACCUGUGCCUCUUCCAGGUGGCCACUUUCAAAGGAUGGAUACAGAUUAUGAACGAUGCUAUAGAUUCACGAGAGGUGGGACGGCAACCAAUAAGAGAGACGAACAUCUACAUGUACCUGUACUUUGUAUUCUUCAUUAUAUUCGGCUCAUUCUUCACCCUCAACCUAUUCAUCGGUGUGAUCAUCGACAACUUUAACGAACAGAAGAAGAAAGCCGGUGGAAGUCUCGAGAUGUUCAUGACUGAAGAUCAGAAGAAAUACUACAAUGCCAUGAAGAAAAUGGGUUCUAAGAAACCGCUGAAAGCUAUUCCGAGGCCCAAGUGGCGACCACAAGCCAUCGUGUUCGAGAUAGUGACGGACAAGAAGUUCGACAUGAUCAUCAUGUUGUUCAUCGGGCUGAACAUGUUGACGAUGACGCUGGACCACUACCAGCAGUCCGAGACCUUCAGCACAGUGCUCGACUACCUCAACAUGAUAUUCAUCGUGAUAUUCAGUUCAGAGUGCCUACUAAAAAUGUUCGCCUUACGCUAUCAUUACUUCGUUGAGCCUUGGAACUUAUUCGAUUUCGUAGUAGUCAAUUUCUCAAUUCUUAGUUUGGUAUUGAGUGAUAUUAUAGAGAAAUAUUUUGUAUCUCCGACUUUACUGAGAGUCGUGAGAGUGGCGAAGGUGGGUCGUGUGUUGCGUCUCGUGAAGGGCGCGAAAGGUAUCAGGACGUUAUUGUUCGCGUUGGCGAUGUCACUGCCAGCCCUGUUCAACAUCUGUCUGUUGCUCUUCCUUGUCAUGUUCAUCUUCGCCAUCUUCGGCAUGUCAUUCUUCAUGCACGUCAAGGACAAAGGAGGUCUCGACGACGUCUACAACUUCAAGACUUUCGUGCAGAGUAUGAUCCUGCUAUUUCAGAUGUCAACAUCAGCCGGAUGGGACGGUGUACUGGAUGGUAUCAUCAAUGAGGAAGAGUGUGAUCUGCCGGACAACGAGAGAGGGUACCCUGGCAACUGUGGCUCGGCCACCAUCGGCAUCACAUACUUGCUGUCCUACCUCGUUAUCUCUUUCCUCAUUGUUAUUAACAUGUACAUCGCCGUCAUUCUCGAGAAUUAUUCACAGGCGACAGAAGACGUUCAAGAGGGUCUCACGGACGACGAUUACGAUAUGUAUUACGAGAUCUGGCAGCGGUUCGACCCGGAUGGCACACAGUACAUUCGCUACGAUCAGCUGUCAGACUUCCUGGACGUGUUGGAACCGCCGUUGCAAAUCCACAAGCCCAACAAGUACAAGAUUAUAUCUAUGGACAUCCCGAUAUGUCGUGGCGACAUGAUGUUCUGCGUCGACAUCCUCGACGCACUCACAAAAGACUUCUUCGCGCGGAAAGGCAACCCCAUCGAGGACCCCGGCGACCUGGAGGUGGGGCGGCCCGACGAGGUGGGCUACGAGCCCGUGUCGUCCACGCUGUGGCGCCAGCGCGAGGAAUACUGCGCGCGCCUCAUACAGCACGCCUGGCGCCGCCACCGCCGCGCGCACGACGCGCCGGGCGCUGGCUCGGGCGCCGCGUCGCCGUCGGGCGCCGCCACUGCCGUUUUGCUGGACGCCGUGACGCCCAACGGGCACCGCGUGGUGCUGGGCGGCGGCGCGGCGUGGCGCGGCGAGGCGGGCCCGGCGCCGGCGCCCGUCUGA